Molecule: messenger RNA, 633 nt
Organism: Debaryomyces hansenii CBS767
Lineage: Eukaryota; Fungi; Ascomycota; Pichiomycetes; Serinales; Debaryomycetaceae
Product: 5-formyltetrahydrofolate cyclo-ligase
Exons: 1
Coding region: 1-633 (210 amino acids)
Biological process (GO): folic acid-containing compound biosynthetic process; tetrahydrofolate interconversion
Cellular component (GO): mitochondrion
Molecular function (GO): 5-formyltetrahydrofolate cyclo-ligase activity
Source: RefSeq, a predicted model, not a curated record
AUGUCUAAGGAAACACUUAUUAAGAGCGCCAAAAAGCAACUUCGAACUUCACUAAAGAAGAAGCUAAUUGAAAUAUCAGCCGAUUCGAUUAAUCUGCAAUCAAUUGGUAUAUCAAAUUCAUUAAUCCAAGUUCCACAGUUUAAGAAUGCUAAAAAGAUAGCGCUUUACAUGAAUAUGCCGAACCUGGAAGCCCAAACUAUGGACAUAAUAAAGCAUUGCUUUGAUGUUAAAAAAGCCUUAUAUUUGCCGAAAUGUAAUGUUGUGCCAUUAGAGGGGAGGAAACGUAAUUACUUAUCCAUGCUUGAAGUUUCAAGUUAUGAAAAUGUCUUACAAUUAGAACCACAAGGCAAAUAUAAUUUGCUUGAACCAAUUUGUGGUAAUGAUAUAAUGGAUACUGGCGAUCUUGACGUGAUUAUAGUUCCAGGGGUAGCAUUCACGAAGCUGAAAAAAAGACUUGGCCAUGGAGCUGGUUUUUACGAUGAGUUUUUAAAUGUAUACCAUAAAAAGUUUAAUAGAAGUCCUUAUUUAAUAGGAAUUGGGUUAGAAGAACAAUUAGUCGAUGAAAUACCUAAGGAAGAACACGACUGGAAUAUGAAUUGUUUGGUGAUAGGUAAUACUGGAGUCAUCCGUUGA